Xenopus tropicalis (tropical clawed frog) is the source of this 4720-nucleotide messenger RNA. It is a transcript of the gene ccdc33, whose product is annotated as coiled-coil domain containing 33. The record is from RefSeq and is marked provisional. Lineage: Eukaryota; Metazoa; Chordata; Amphibia; Anura; Pipidae.
GUUGAAAAAGGCAGAAAAAUGCAUAAAGGAGAAAUCUAAGUUGUGAAGAGGGGGGAAUGGUCUGAAUUAACCAGAAGGGAAAAUACAGUUCAGCCAAAAAAAAGGCACAGGAGCAUUAGGCAGAUUGGGCAGGUGGCUAGGAGUUUAGUGAGCUCUAUACAGAUUCCUGCCUGUAGGACCAUACACAGUCACUAUGCACACACCAACCGACCGUCAAAAAUUACAGAAAGAUGGACUGUCGCUGCCGCCCCACAAUGCUCUUGCUGAUAUCCUACCCAACCCAUGGAGCCAUUCAAUGCAAGGACAGCAAAAGCAUAUGGAUCACAGUGGGCCUCUGAACAAGCCACAUGCAAACCACCAACAACAAAAGCAAAGCAAUGAAAUGGAACUCCCCCCAGACCCAGUGGCAGCACAUCAAGAACAGGAACUAUCGAAUUACCGUUUGGCUAUGCAGCGUAUGGCAGAUGACAUCAUUGCUCUGCGCCGUCAAAUGAGUGGGCUGGAGGCAGAAAAUAGUAAUCUUCGAAGUGAGCUAAGCCUGCACCAAGAUAUUGGGCGCAACCUGCUGAGUGACACAGAUAUCGAUGUUAUGACCAAAGCAGAAAUUGCUGAUAGAAUGGUAACUCUCAAGCACAAGCUGGCUAGUGAGACAUCAGACCUUCGGGUAAUGAGGGACAGAGUGCAACAAUUGCAGAAUGAGCUGGUCAGAAAGAAUGAUCGUGAGAAAGAACUAGUUCUCCUGCAGAGGGCGCACCAGCAGCAGCAAGCUGUGUUGAACCAGUACCAUCAGCGUCUAGCUCGAUCCAAGGCACUACAGGACACAAUGCGCAAGCAGGAGAAGGUGAUUGAGAAAAUGGAGAAGCUGCUGGAUCGUAAACUUAAAGAUGGGAAAAGGAACAGAGCGGAUGGGGAAGAAAGAGGGGGGCGGCAGGAUACUUUGCAAGCGGAUGUGCAUGCAGCAUUACUGGCUGAGAACUCACGUCUGAGAGAGGAGCUUGACAGAACGCGGGUUCCAAUGAUAACACAACAACCACGUAUCCUGGAUACAUUCUCUGACAGUGAGAAGUUUUCCCUUCUGAGCAAGCUGGAGAAGUCUCAGGCGAGGGUACAGAGCCUGGAACGUGAGCUAGAGGAAUCUGCUCGUCGCUGGGGUCGUGAAAAGCAGCAAUUCAAGACACAACUUUCUGAACAGGAGAUGGGGUUCAGCCGUACAAACACGACCAUAUUGCACCACAUACCCAUAAAGGAGCCAGAUCCACCUAUCAGAAGACAUGCCAAGUUGGAUCCCUUAAUAUGAUUUAACUGACCUUGGAACCAAUAUAGCAUAUUUUUUUCUGUGUUUUUUAAUGUAGAAUACAGAGUUAAUGAAGAUUCAGCAGGAAGGGUAAUUUAGCUAUAGAAUAUCCAGAUGCAGAGCACAGCCAUGUCCAUUAAGUUUUAAUAUGAAAAUCAAUCUGUUCACAUCUGUUUGCUGUCAACAAGGGAUCCUGGCCAAAUGAUCAACUACAUCAAAUCUUGGAGGGAACCAAGCAAGGGUGAUAAAUAUUACAGCCUGCAUAAAAGACUGGAAAGUGUUCUACAUCAUGCAUAGUCAUAUCCAUAACAAGCCAGUGUUUGCGGAAAUCAUAAAAAGCCAAUAUACAGUACAAAUAUGUAAAUUAUAGAUCUAUUUUUAAAAAUAAGAAUGAAGAUGUAAUGCAGAAUUUGUAUAUUAAUAGAUGAAAAUAAAUUUCAUAGUAAAUCUUCUGACUGUAAAGUAAUUGAUGUCAGUAAAAAAAAAAUACAUUUUCAUUAGCAGACACAAUUACUAAACCCAAGCGGUUGACUGACCAAAAAAUGUAACCUGUAUUAGUCAUAACCGAUACGUUUGGUAGGAGAGAAGGAGUGGGAUAUAGGUAUAACAGUUGGUGGUAGUCUAAACACAAUCAUUUGAGUGGGCGCAGUGUAAGGUGAAUGGGUUUUGAUGGAAAAAGGAUGAGGUUAAACGUUGUUCCUACAUCGACCAUUCGGUUUAUCUCUAUCUUAAAGUUCUCCAGAAUCUGCAAAGAAAAAAGUAAAAUCAUUUAUUUACAUGGGAAUAAAACAAAUCGUAUCAUGCCAGCUGGGCGUUUUCAUCUACAUUCCUCUCCGAAGGAACUUUCAGCCUGCACCAGACGGCACCAGAAUUAAUUAUAACAAAAGAUACAAUAUCCUCUAUUUAUAAAUAUGGCAAAGAUUCACAAAGAAAUCCUUUACAGAAUGAUGUCAUAGCCAACUUUUCAUACUGGAAUCAAAAAUGUUUUCUUGCAAUACAGUGAAAUCAUAGCAGACUAGUCAGGUUGCCACCAGGUCAGUAAAAAUGAUACUUGAUGCCAAUGUUAUCAAUAGGGAAGAAAGAUUAUAAAUGAGAAUUUAAUCAGAAAAGGUGACAACCCUACAGACUAAUAACAUUUUGAUACUAAAAAAUAUCUUGUCUGGGAGGGAGUUUGCCUUGUAAAUCAAAUUAUUAUUUGACCCUCUCCCUUCUAUUCUCUUAUGCAAGGGCACAUUCACUUACCAAAGUGCAGUGAGCAAAGUACAAUUUGGAUCACAGUCACCAUGUUUUCCCCCAGAACUUUGGUAUCAUUGCAAAUGCAAAUGAGUGAUUUUCUUGAUAAAGUUGUGCCAAAACGGGUGCAAAUAUCUGCUCCAUCGCAAAUCGGGUGCAAUUGUGCAAAAUAUUUUCAAAGUCUGUCUGGUGUCAUUUCUGGUGUUUGGCAUGGAAGAGACAUGUGCAGGGUCAGACUGGGCCGCCAGGACACCGGUAAAAAUCCCGGUGGGCCCCGGUGGGCCCCGGCGGCCCAGACCUGACCCUUGCCGGCGCUCCCUCUGCCCGACUGUUCCUCCCCUGAUGCGGGUCGUCAGGUGGAGGACCCUGAGGGUGGGUUAGGGGGACCCCUGCAGGGUGGGGGGGUUAGGGGACGCAGAUGGCGGGGGUACCUGCAGGGCCCCUGGGGCGGGAGCCCCGAUGGGCCCUGCACCCCCCAGUCCGACUCUGGACAUGUGAGCCCUAUUCUUUUGGCACAAGGGUGAUGUGCCCAUUGCCACAGGGCACUGAGGAAACCCUGGAGUUUCCACCUGGUCUAGAGGUUGUGGUAGCUCCAGGAUUCCCCUAUAUCAGUAGGUGCAAUAGCACCUGGUUUGGAACAGAAGGCAAAAAGGACUGAGUGGCACCAAGCACAACUAUAUGGUAGUACAAGAAGAGCAGGCCAUCAUUAUGUACGAAGCUACUAUUCAUAAAAGGCCCUUUUGCAGGUACCAUUUUCCUUACAAACAAAGUGGCACAUUUGCAGACUAUCUAAGCAUGUGAUAAGGUAACAUGUCCGGGUAAAGGGGAAAUAGUGAAUAUGAAUCAGAAUACUUUGAUGAAUCAAAACAUACGUGUAUGAGGAAGAGUUGCAUCUCAAUCUCUGCAAUCCUGCGCCCUAUACAUUGCCGUGGUCCAAAGCCAAAUCCCAAACCUCUAAAAUGUGUAGGUCCACCUCCCAACCAACGUUCAGGUGAGAAUCUCUGAGGCAAGGCGAAUAUGUCUGGGUUUCGACCCAUUGCAUACAGUCCAACUUGGACUAGUGUCUGUAUAUGGAAUAGAAGUGAGACAACAUUAGAGAGUACAAGAAGUAGGGAGCACUUUAAUUUUGUGCAUAUUGUUUUAUGUGUUUGUGCUUUUUGCUGAAAUUGUCUCUCACCCCUUGUGGUAUUAUGUAAUUCCGGAUAACUGUGUCUCUUUGGGUAUAUCUUUGUAGCGUUAUAGCGACUGGGUGCAACCUGAAACAGAAAAAAACAUUAAACUAAGGUGCUGCCCUGGUCUCAAACAGAAAAUACUGGAUACAGGAAAUAGCAACCAAAUGCAAAAGAAACACUUUUCCUCUGCACUCAGCACCCACCUGCCUUCUCUAACCAGGCAGGAGAUGGCAACUUCUAGUAUAUGUGCCCCAGAUUCAUUGUUUGAAGUCUCUGCUUAGAAUUAGGAAUACUGUACUGAAUACAUAAAUACAUACAUACAUUUGCUCAUACCCUUGGUUACCUGAGUGUUUCCUUUAAGGCUGCUUUCACCAAUGGGAUUCUUUUCAGGAGGGCAGUAAGAUCCUUUCCAGAGGCAUCUCGUGCUGCAAUGACCUCUGACCGCAGCUUUUCUUGCACACUUGGGGUACGGGCCAAUUCAUACAUGGCCCACUGAAGAGUCAUAGAUGUCUGUUGUGUAAAGGAUAAACACUUUACUAUAGCACAUAAUCAUACAUAGCCACUCUGAAGGGCUACCUAAAAACUAGAGGGAAAUGACAAUAAUCCAAAUGACAAUAUUUCCUUAAUACUCUAUAUACUAUAAAUUUUUUAUCCAAUCUUCCUUGAAAGGUCAGACUGAUAUUCAUGCAGUCAGUAUAAUUAUAUAACUAUUUCACUUAUUGCCCGUUUCUUCUCUUUGUGGUCCUGUCUCAUUCUACUUUGUAAAGGAUGGUUGUAGAGGGUACUGGAGUGGUAAAUAAUGUUUUUUUAUUUUGCUAUAAUCUAGCCCCAUCAACUUCAUUCAAUGCAUGCUCUCACAUAAACAUCUGAUAAAAAGACAAUAAUUCUCUCUUAGACACCAUACUAACCCACAGUUUCCUUCUUUGCCUAAUGGAUCUAUUUUAGAAAUAUAUGUUUAGAUAGCAGCAAUAUGAAGUAAUAAGUCUCUGACAAUAGCAAUAAAACAUUGUGGGGUACUUAC